UCCGGGGCCCCACGCGCGCCACGUGUUUCGCGAGGCCGGCGUGCUUCGUGAGUUUCGGAGCUCGUCAAGGGUCCCCCGGCGGUGAACGGCGAGUGGCGGCGGCUGUCGACGCUCGUCUGCGGCGAUGGGCAAAGUGAAAAGGGCGCGGCAGAAGUUCCACCGGGCGGCCGGAAAGGAUGGCGGUGGUGGCGGCGGCGGCGGUGACGAAGACUUAUCGCUGACCCCAGUGUCGGUGCUGGCCCAGAUUAGCUCGCUCUUCUCGGCGACUGACGCAGAUGAUGGCAGCAAGCAGCAAGAUACCAAAGAUGACAGCAAGAGCGUUGUCUCCAGCAGAACGGGUGAAAAGCUUCAGAUUUCCAAGAAGGACAAGAGGAAAAUGAGACAUGAUAGAUUUUUAGAAAAAAUUGAGGCGAUAAAAAUUGCCCGGCAGAAGCAGCUUGAGAGGAUUAAGCGCAGCAAAACGGCCGUGGUGGGAGACAUGCACACACUGGCAAAUGCCCUGCCAGAACUUGACCAGCUGAGUGCCACCAUUGCACAAAAUACAAGCAAAUGCACAAGUGACACACUCCAAAGAAGUAAUCCAAGCAAGAUAACAAAAAGCAAGCGAAAGAAGAUGUUGGAAGAUGAACUGUCACGCCAUGCCCAGGUGCUGAGUCACCCAGCUUUCAAGGCUGAUCCUUUAGCAGCAAUUAGUGAACACCUGCGGAACAAGAUGAAGCAAGAAGAUCUGGAGCACAUGCAGCAGUCCUGAUGCGUGUGUGAACGCCCGUUACAUUUUAACGCAGCUUAACGAUUUGCAAACCUCUGCUUCUAAAAUAAAUCGUACUGGCUGUGGAGUUAAUGUAAACGUAGCCGUGGAGGAUGGCCCAGUCCAUGCUUUGUUUGGCAAUGGCUCUACAAAUAAUGCAGCUGUAGAACUUAAUGUCUAUUUCAGAAGGUGAUUGUAUCUUUGGACAUCUGUUGUUGUGUACAGCUGAAGUGACAAUUGUUAUUAAAUACUGAUACGCAGAUGUCAAACGCUCUUGGUUUGUCAAGCUGGAAUGUUAACCACUACAACGUUGCUUCCUUCUAUUGUGGUGCAACAGCCCAUGCUGAAACACUGGAACGUUGCCGCUUCUCUUUGGCAACAUAGUUGCACAUUACCGAGCCAUUAUCGUAAAUCACAACCCGCCUUAUGUCACUACAUUGCAGGCCAUGAGGCCCGAUGCUUUCUCGACUCCCUUACCCUGCCAUCUUGCCUGGUUGCAUGGCCCAAGGUUGCUCACAAAUCCAUCGGGGGAUUCAAGCAAAGAAGGAUAACAUUUUGGCCUAUGAAUAAUAAAGGCACUCUAGAGCUGCAACGCAGUGGAAAUAGAGUUGCAGACAGGCGAAAAGGAAGGACUCGUGUCUGGACCAUAACAGAAGGUCGGUGUAGUUGGAUUGUACAGCCAGGAGGAGGUAUUUCCCUUUUUAUUUCGAUUUUACUUCAAAUUAAAAUUAGUCAAAGUGUUUCAUGUUGUCAUCUGAUGAGACUAAACUUGGAGUAAUACUAGAUUACGUUUUUAUGCCUUCGGUUAACUGGCAACAUCAAUGUGUUGGAAUCAACGUUGCUCAUUGCAUUGUAUGCUACAUUUGUUUUAUUUUAUGAAAUGUAUUGUACAAUCUUGCGCCACUACAUAGGAAACGUGUUACUCAUGAUAUAAUGUACACGAUUGUUAAGGUAAUGUAUCCAAUCCACGCAUUACAUUUUAAUGUGCUUGCAUGCUGAUGAGGCUCAAUCUUUUCGUGAUGGCGCAUUAGCUGUAAUUGGCGAGGCAAGUGCAAUUUCCAAGUCGAUCAAUGGCCCGCCUAGUUUUUCUUUUUUAACUGAAGAGGUCUGCUGCAUCUUCCGUUGGGUGGUGGUGGCGGCGCACGCCUGUAAUCCCAACACCGGAGGCAAGGGUUGGUGGACCACCUGUUUUAUCAGAUCCCCCCCCCGUGGGUUUCGAGGUGCCAUACCCUGGCUCGCCAGGAGAAGGCGGUACAGCAAAUGCCUUGCUGAUCUCGUCAAGGAGCAUCCACCAUCACGUGAACUCCGUUCAUCCUCGCAGAACAUUUUGGCUCGCCAUCGGACAAAGAUGGUCACUGCAUCGCGCGCUUUCAGAUGCGCUGCUGCGGCCGUCUGGAAUGCCAUUCCGAUAUUAGGAAGCCAAUGGAGCUAUGCAGUUCUAAAUCUAGAUUGAAAGCUCUAAUGCAUUUUGUGUUUUGUUCUCCCCCCCCCGCACCUCUGAUUAGCACGGUUAGCUACGUAUGAUGUGAAAUAGGUUUUUUUUUUGUAUGGGAUAGAGUGUUGCCCCCUCACAUGCGUGAAUUAUCUCCGGGCGCCCCGGUUUCCUCCCACGCGUAACACAUUCGUGCGGAGGGAGCUGGUAGGAACGAUGGGUUGCGCGGUCAAUGGCCAGGGUCAACGGCGGCAUGGUGUAUUCCGCAAAUAUGGCCGACUGAGGGCGGGCACAAGCCGGCGUGAGUAGGUUCAACGUUGAGUUUUAUAAGGGCACCACGGGGUGACCAGCCCCUCCCCACCCAGCCCCACCCUCCCACCCUCCACCCAAACCCACCCUCCCCACCCAGCCCCUCCCCACCCAGCCCCACCCUCCCCACCCAGCCCCUCCCUGCACGACGGACGGACACAAUAAUCCCCUGUGGGCUGGUGUAACCAGGAGGUUCCUACCAGUAUAAACACUCGUUAAUUGGCCAGAAACAUGAAUACGUAGAGGACCACAGAGCUCGGACAGAUGUUGGUAGCUCCGGGGCAGCGCCGCGUGGUGAAUGUGCGUUUCAAGUUCGAAGUGACGUUGGAUUUAAAAAUGAAGAUGUAUCGAGUGGGAUUUAGAACGGUGCAAAACAUUGGCCGCGGAUAGCGUUUUCUUCGGCAGAUGAGAACGCGGCACGAUCCAGGGAUAAAGACACGGCGCCCAUUUCUGUUGAUAAAGCACCAAGCUGUGAAAACAGUGUUCCCAUUGCAGCAUCAUAACAACUUCGCAGUGUCGGAAACAAUCGCCUUUAAUAAUGAGGACACAUUUUUGGCAUUGUUAUUUUCCCCAUUUGAAACGACAACUUUCACACCGACUGCAAAGGUGUUCGUGGUUGUUCCUGUACGGCUCUGGCGUGUGCGUUCGGAUUGUAGCGCGUUUUGUUCGGCACGAAGUCUGACCUGUAAUCACUCUACGUGUUGGGGGCUUCUUAAGGAACUGGAGAAGCUCACAUAAGUUGGACAUGAUGCCGUAUUCACGUCGGAAAUCUAUCCGUCUACUUGCUAGAUAGUGGUGAGAGUGUGUCUGCGUUAGGCCGACAUUUUGGUAUAAACGAGUCGACUGCGAAAUCGAUUUAAAGAACGCUGCCCAUAGUGCUAAAAUGAUAGCUGCGUUGUUAUCAAACACCUGCAUCUCGUAAGGAGUCAUGCAUUUUCACCAGCACUUAUCUCAUCAAAUAAUCAUCUUCAAAGUUAAAAAAAAGAAUUGCGCUUUGUUUUAUUUAUUGUAGUCAUUGUUAUUCAACAUUUACCCCCCCCCCCCUCCCACCAUGUUCACUCAUACAGGACCGUAACCCCGUUUUUCCCAUUGCGACAAGGUUUCUGCAUUCGCGAAUUCUCCAUUAGCGAGCGUUUUUAACAACGUAACCGUCACGGAUAGAAGAGGGUUUACUCUCCUUGACACCGACACCAACAGCGUUUUGCAGACAACCAUUUGACAUUCUGUAACUCGUAUUUGUACAGAAUGAGUUGUAAAAAUACAGCAACUACAGUAAAGUGAUUAUGGGAUGUCAACAUGCACAAAAGUCACUUGCUGUACAUCAGAAAGCCAGAUUACUGUGUAUACACGUGUGACGGUCAUUGCGAAAUUGCGUGCCCUCUCCCCAAUGGCACGUCUCAUUCAAAACAAACGGUUAAUCUUUGUUAUUUAUCUUAACUGUUCAGUUUUUGUACUAGUUGUGCAAAUACUGGACAUCCACGGAAACUGGACUGAAAUGGUAUGGUGUACUAGGCUACAUCUUUACAAGCAGACAUUACUUGUAAAAAUAAAUUAUCCUGUGAAUGCACAGGAGGAGCUUAACCGUGUUUACAAAUUGGCUAUCAGGGUCACAGCUGGAGAUGAAUAUCACGACCAGAUCCAGGCUGAGCCUGGGGAUUGCCAGUAAAGUUUAAACAACAUCGAUCCUGAUGCCCAUUAGGGGAACAUUACUGUCAUAUGUACGACUCUGGAGGUAAUUCUCUAUUGCUCACCUGCAAUUGUGAUUAUGCCAUUGCACGCCAGGCCAGAUCCUAUGAUAUUUCAUUCUGCAAGACAGCGCUGCGUGUUUUAUUUUGCCUGGGGAGUUUACAAUUGUUGCAUUUAAAUGUUUUGACGCCUGCGGAUAGAGGUCGUUUCCAUCAGGAGAAUAUUCACCAUUUCAAAUAAAUAUAUUUCUCACAAGUGAAUCAAACGUAUGCAAAAUGUCCGUGUUUUUUAUGGGUUUUUUUUCAAGUAAAGCUGGCCAACGACAGGAAUUCACGGAUCGUUGGAUCACAGAUCUUUGCUGUAGUCAGCAUAUAAUUUGCUGACCUACUUGACCUAUCCGUAGAGAUGUUUGUUAUCCUGUCUCACGUAUGUUUUCCAAGCACUGGAUUUCUUGAAAAUGGCAAACAAAAAAUUCGCAUCGCACCACAGCGCAGUGCAGGCCUCUUUUUUUUAAGCGUCUUGCGUUUUGCGUGAUUGUUUUCUAAGAAUAUUUAAAGGACAAAUGGCAGCCUUUUCGCACUUAAGUGAGUAAGACUACAUUUCUGACUCCCAAUGGGCCAAAGUGAAACAUUUGCACUGACCUGGAGAUGUGAACCCAGAUAAAGUGUCACUUUCCUGAUAUCUUCCAUAUGCUCACAGUUCUAACGCAUUACUUGUGGCACCCAGAAGAAAUAUUAUACUCACCAUUGCUGUCUUUUCUCUUUCAUAUGCUCAAGAUCACAGGCUUGCACAUUUCCAACUAUUAUAUACUGUUAGAGUUAAAUUUCCAGACUGGAAGCUCGAGACAAAACACCCACAUUGUUAUGGAAGCUGCUCUGCUGAAGUCUGCAUAAAUCUUUUAGUUACGCCAGGCUGGUGCCAGCUUCUCUAGAUUACACACACACUCACUCAAACUCGUCCAAUGGAAUCAGACGUGGUUCUGGCUGGCGAAGCCGAUUUCUCUUUUUCACAGUGCAGAGGCUGUAGUUAAUUUAUUCACUUGCAGUAUCGAAGUCAUUCUUCACCAUACGAAGAUGAAUUUCGCUUAUUCCAGUAUAUGCCAGAUUUUUUUGCUGAGCCAAGUCUAUAAGGUGAUUCCACUGUUUGUUAUAAUUCCAUUCCAAUACAGUGUUGUGACAAGGACCUGCUUUGAGUUUUCAUUUUAAAUGUUUGAAGUUAUCAGUACUCCAUACUACGGGUUUUUUGGGUUAAUAAUGUAAUCACAUUCAUUUUGACAACAUAUAGUAUAUACUUUUGUACCGUAU
This is a messenger RNA of Lethenteron reissneri (Far Eastern brook lamprey), 5479 nucleotides long. It is a transcript of the gene SLX9, whose product is annotated as SLX9 ribosome biogenesis factor. Gene Ontology annotation, cellular component: nucleolus; preribosome, small subunit precursor; 90S preribosome. The record is from RefSeq and is a predicted model, not a curated record. NCBI's taxonomy places the organism in Eukaryota, Metazoa, Chordata, Hyperoartia, Petromyzontiformes, Petromyzontidae. Gene Ontology annotation, biological process: maturation of SSU-rRNA from tricistronic rRNA transcript (SSU-rRNA, 5.8S rRNA, LSU-rRNA).